Molecule: messenger RNA, 3457 nt
Organism: Vespula vulgaris
Lineage: Eukaryota; Metazoa; Arthropoda; Insecta; Hymenoptera; Vespidae
Exons: 6
Coding region: 865-1608 (247 amino acids)
Cellular component (GO): membrane
Source: RefSeq, a predicted model, not a curated record
UUCAAGAUUUCGUAUGCGUUAUCAACAUCACAUCAAAAUAUUAAUAUCAUCUUCCUUCCUUCCUUGGAAAAUAAAGGUCGACCGACGACACGUUCGAUGAAUAAAUCAAAUAGAACGACAUGAGACGACGACCGGAAACGAUACGCCGGAAACAAGCGGUACGGGAGAACCGAUAAGGCCGUCUGUCGGUCGAAGAACGGUAUCACACGGGCUGUAUCGAUAAUUUCGAUUGUUCUUCACUUUUACGAUGGGAAUAAAGUUUUUCUUCCGCCAUCAUAAUGAAUGGACGGAACGAUCGACAAAUUUCAUAUUUUUUAAUUCUGACGUUGAUAUCUUUCUAUUUCUUUGUUUUUUUUCCAUGUGUAUUCACGUGCAUUCACACACACACACAGACAUCUGUAAUCUAUCGUGAAUCAGACACGUUCGAUGAAAACGUUUACAUUUUACCUCUCCUUUCCUUCUCAACGAUACAAGACGCUUUCCUUUCUUCAUCCGUUUGAAAGAACCGCCUUCUCUUGUGAUUUCGUCACGUGACUCCGUGCGACGACGUUCGCUUAUCUCGCCAUCUUGUAUUUUCCUAUUGUGCCUUUUCACAGCCACUGCGAUAUUAAGAUAUUUCGCGCGAACGUGUCGGCAUACUUUCCUUGAAUUCAUCAUAGGAAUUCCUAUGUCUCGAAUUGUAAAUUAUCCAGCUUUGUUAGAUUUACGAUGAAAGAGAGAAAGAAAGAGAGAAAGGGAGAGAGAGAAAGAGAUACAUAGAAUGGCGAAACUUUCUAUACGAUUUUCCUUGCUUUAUGAACCGAUUCGAAAAUUUGAACAUCGUAAAAUCACGAAUAUUUACGUUUAAUGUGAUCGUUGAUCAAUAUGGAAAGUGAAGGAGAAGAAAAAGUAAAAGUUGUAAUUUUUUCGAUAAUUGGUGUGUUGUUACGAAGGAGAAAAAAAAAUAACACGUGGCAACGUUUGGUAUAUUUCUUUAUGAUUAAUUCGAAAAUGGAGACGUAUUUGAGUCCGGUGGAAACACAUUGCAUGAACAUCGAUUACUUCAUCCCCGACGAAGAAAACCAAACGAGGGACUUCUCCGACGACGCAAUGGCACGAUUACACAUGGGAAGAUCCGUGAUCGCUCUCUUUAUGGUAGGCUUCCUAGCGAUAUUUUCUGCCUUUUGGACAGGAGUAGUUGGUUGUUGGCGAAGAUCACCGGGAAACAUUACAGCAACCGCCAUUUUGAUGCUAUUCGCUUGUUUACUAAGUGCCGGAGGCAUGGGACUUUGGCAUGGCGUAGAGUAUUAUGAGAAGGAAAAGAUCGUUGGCGAGGAAUACUACCAACAAUGGAGCAACGUCCUGAAGGACAACUCACUAAUCUCGUACGACUGGUCGUACGUGGUCGCUUGGGUCGGCGUCGGUUGGUCGUUAAUCAGCGCGAUCUUGUUUAGCGCUGCGGCGAUUUGCUUGAGGGGCGAGAGAAUGCGCGAGGAGGCGAUGAACAUGCAGUAUCUCAUGCCUGUGUAUCCUCAGAAACAGCAGUACGCGUAUGCAGGUUAUCCAGCACCAGCAGCGUAUCCAGGACCGUAUUAUCAUGGAUCGCAGUACGGACCAUACAAUUAUUGAAAUUUUCAAAACUCAUCGAAGAUCAUUUGAAGUGGGAUGAAUUUUUAGAUUCCAUUGAUUUUGAUGUAUGCCAGGGGCAUACAUUCAUCGUAUAUAAUCAGUCAAUCAAUCAGUCGAUCAAUUAAUCAAUCAAUCAAUCAAUCUCUCUCUCUCUCUCUUCCUCCAAAAUGGCGGAGGAAAGAAGAAGAAUCGAAGGACUUACGAACAUGACUCAAGAAAAAUCGAGUCCGACGAGCGAGAUUAAAAAGAAAGAACGAACAAAUCGAAAAAAAAGAAAAGAAAAGAAGCAAACAAAACAAAACGAAACGAAACAAGAAAUACUAAGUGCCGUCCUGUGCCUCGUUUUCUAGAACUCGAAUAAUCGAGUUGUACGAACGUUUUCUAAGGUCGUUCGCGUGGCUGACUUCCGGUGUGCGAUGCAUAAUCCUCUUCGGAAGAUGCCCCUUUCGAGCUAUGAUACGCUCCGUUUCCUUUUUUAACGCAAAAACAAAAAGUAGCACGAAGGAAAAGUUUACAUGGCACGAUGCUCUCUUGCGAGGUCGUUCGAUCGCCUAACAUUUUCUGUACUUAUCGUUAGUUAGGAAUGAGGUGAUUUCAUAAUUUCUUUUUCCUCAUCUCUUUUUUUAUCUUUAUCUUUAUCUUUAUCUUUCCAAGAUAAUGUCGCAACUGUACGAUCUUUAUGCUCUAUAUAUAUAUAUAUAUCUUUUUUUGUAAAUUAUUAUUUAAAAACGUACCGCGAUUCCAUUUCGAAGAUCGUAGUUUUGGAGGUUAGGUUUCACUUUCGUCGUUUUCCCUCCAAGGAUAUGUAUAUUUACGUAUUUACGUAUGCUCUACAUACGUAUGUAUGUUUGAAAAGAACAUACAUAUUAGUUAUUGGUUUGAAAUGAUUUGUUAAACAUAGAUUUUCUUUCAUUCAUUCUUACGAGAAUCAAUGAACCGACUGAAUUUCAUUCGAAUUGCAUAAAUAAGAUGGAAAUCUAUCGUUUGUUGCAUUUUUAUUCAGACAAGGAGGGAUCAUUUUCGAUCGUCACUCAUUCGCGAGACUCUCUCUCUUUCUCUCUCUCUCUUUUUCUCUCUCUGUCUCUCUCUCUCUCUCUCUCUAUCUAUCGUCUAGUUAUUUUGAUACAUAGAUAUGUAAGAUUUUUCAUUCGAGAUAGGCAAAUCACGUAUUUAAGUAAAACCAUUAACAAUACUUUGAAUCACUAUUGAAAAAAUUACUAUUCUGAUUAUUUCUGUCUUUGAUAUCGAUUUAUAGGCCUUUAUUUAGAUUCGAGAUUGUAAAUCUAAAUUAGGUCUAAAAUAAAAGACGUGGUGCUCCAACAUAAAGAAGAGUGAUUUUUUCGUGUAAUACGUUUAUCUUUUUUUUUUAUUUUUUUUUUCUUGCAAUUUAUGCUUUACCUAUCCUCUCGCUCACCACGAUGGUACCUUAAUGUAAGGCGUUAUUGAAUAAAAAGAAACAAAAGAAGUAAUCUAUUUAGCAUACAUUUAUAAUGUGAAUAAAUGGACGAAAGAAAAGUAUUUCCUUUUUGCAUUUACAUGUAUAUAUAAUAUGUGUAUAUGUGUAUGUGCAUAUAUAUAUAUAUAUAUCAUAUACCAUAUAUCGUAUAUCGUAUAUCGCUCAUAUAUAUGUAUAUGUGUGUGUAUAUGUAUAUAUACAUGUAUAUAUACAUGUAUAUAAUAUAUAUAUGUAUAUGUUGUGUGUGUGUGUGUGUGUCAUCUACGAUAGUUUAUUACCAGGAGUAAAAAUAGUAUAAAUGAUUUGAUAUUUAUAACUCGAGUGACAUUACGUAAUAUGUAUAAUGAUUUAUCUCUUUUUUUUUAUAAAUUUUACAAUAGUAUAACGAAAGAA